Molecule: messenger RNA, 710 nt
Organism: Ochotona curzoniae (black-lipped pika)
Lineage: Eukaryota; Metazoa; Chordata; Mammalia; Lagomorpha; Ochotonidae
Gene: TLDC2
Product: TBC/LysM-associated domain containing 2
Exons: 6
Coding region: 57-710 (217 amino acids)
Biological process (GO): response to oxidative stress
Cellular component (GO): nucleus
Source: RefSeq, a predicted model, not a curated record
CUCCAGAGCUGGGCUGAGCACUCUCUCACUGCUGGCUGCCGGGCCAGGAUAGGAGCAUGAAAGGUGGCCGCUGGCGCUACUCUCGGCUGCCCAGCAGUGUGGAAGAUGCCCUGUCUGCAGAGGAGGAUGCUGAGGAAGAGGAAGAGGAGGAGGCGGUGGCAGCCCCAGCCCCAGCCCCAGCCACUGAGGAGCCCCAGGAGCCCCAGCUGACAGAGGCCAGCCAGGUGCUGGGGGCCUCAGAGAUCAGGCAGCUCAGCCUCCACCUGCCCCCACGGGUCAGGGGAUGCCCCUGGAGCCUAGUUUUCUGUACCGCACGGGAUGGCUUCAGCCUGCGGAGGCUGUACCGGCAGAUGGAGGGCCAUGGCGGGCCGGCGCUGCUGGUGCUGCGCGACCAGGAUGGGCAGAUGUUUGGCGCCUUCUCCUCCUCGGCCAUCCGGCUCAGCAAGGGCUUCUAUGGGACGGGCGAGACCUUCCUCUUCUCCUUCUGCCCCCAGCUGAAGGUCUUCAACUGGACAGGACGCAACUCUUUCUUCGUGAAGGGAGACUUGGACUCGUUGAUGGUGGGCAGCGGCAGUGGCCAGUUUGGGCUGUGGCUGGAUGGAGAUUUGUACCGUGGUGGGAGUCAGCCCUGCGCAACCUUCAACAACGAGGUGCUGGCCCGGCACGAGCAGUUCUGCAUCAUGGAGCUGGAGGCCUGGGUGCCAAGCUGA